AAUAAACCAGAGACCCAAAACAACUAAAUCCAAACUGGCCUGACCUCUUUGGUAGGUAUAAUAUUCUUUUUAUCAAUUAUGCUAAUUUUGUCUUAUAUUAGGUGGCAGCUUUUGCGUGACAUAUGCUACAAUGCCAAAGGAACUUCUUUUUCGAAGGUGGUGGCUGCUCAGCUUACUCCUAAGACAGUAGCAUCAACUCCAGUCAGGAGAGAAACGGUUGCCAAAUUGAAGGUUGCAAUCAAUGGAUUUGGACGCAUUGGCAAGAACUUCCUUCAGUGCUGGUAUGGCCGGAAAGACUCACCCCUUGAUGUGGUUGUUGUUAAUGACAGCGGUGGUGUCAAGAAUGCUUCACAUUUGUUGAAAUACGAUUCAAUGCUUGGAACUUUCAAAGCAGAAGUCAAAAUUGUGGAUGAUACAACCAUUAGUGUUGACGGCAAGCCAAUUAAGGUUGUCUCUAACAGGGAUCCUCUCAAGCUUCCGUGGGCUGAUCUUGGCAUUGAUAUUGUCAUUGAGGGAACAGGAGUUUUUGUGGAUGGCCCUGGAGCUGGGAAGCACAUUCAAGAUGGUGUUAAGAAAGUUAUCAUCACUGCUCCAGCAAAAGGUGCAGACAUUCCAACUUAUGUUGUUGGAGUCAACGAAGGUGACUACUUUCACGAGGUCUCAAACAUCAUAAGUAAUGCCUCUUGCACCACAAAUUGUUUGGCCCCUUUUGUGAAAGUCAUGGAUGAAGAAUUGGGAAUUGUCAAGGGAACAAUGACAACCACCCAUUCAUCUACUGGAGAUCAAAAGGCUAAAUUGUUGCUUGUGAUUGUGCAGAGACUCUUGGAUGCUUCACACCGUGACUUGAGGAGAGCUAGGGCCGCAGCAUUGAACAUAGUGCCAACAAGUACCGGUGCAGCCAAGGCUGUCUCUCUUGUAUUACCGCAGCUGAAGGGCAAGCUCAAUGGUAUUGCACUCCGUGUACCAACACCAAAUGUUUCAGUGGUUGACCUUGUUGUGAAUGUUGAGAAGAAGGGGAUUACAGCUGAGGAUGUCAACGCUGCCUUUAGAAAAGUAGCUGAAGGGCCAUUGAAGGGCAUAUUGGCCGUCUGUGAUGUUCUUCUUGUGUCAGUGGAUUUCAGGUGCAGUGAUAUUUCUUCUACCAUUGACUCUUCACUAACCAUGGUAAUGGGAGACGACAUGGUUAAGGUGGUGGCCUGGUAUGACAAUGAAUGGGGAUACAGCCAAAGGGUCGUUGACUUGGCACAUCUCGUGGCAAGCAAGUGGCCUGGAAUGCCUGCUGCAGGAAGUGGUGAUCCCUUGGAGGAUUUCUGCAAAUCAAACCCUGCUGAUGAAGAAUGCAAAGUUUAUGAAGCUUAGAUCAUUCCAAUUUUCUUCUCAGGAUGAAUGCUGUAAUAACCAGGUUUUCACAGAUUCUUAUUUUAUAAUGACAGUUGAUUCAUCAUGAACAGAAUAAUCUUUUGAAAUAGCC
This is a messenger RNA of Rubroshorea leprosula, 1471 nucleotides long. NCBI's taxonomy places the organism in Eukaryota, Viridiplantae, Streptophyta, Magnoliopsida, Malvales, Dipterocarpaceae. The record is from the annotation of a GenBank genome assembly.